This is a messenger RNA of Anguilla rostrata (American eel), 2456 nucleotides long. RefSeq names its product uridine-cytidine kinase 1 (gene uck1). The record is from RefSeq and is a predicted model, not a curated record. The transcript is spliced from 7 exons. Gene Ontology annotation, molecular function: ATP binding; ribosylnicotinamide kinase activity. Gene Ontology annotation, cellular component: cytoplasm. Bases 14 to 910 code for a protein of 298 amino acids. Lineage: Eukaryota; Metazoa; Chordata; Actinopteri; Anguilliformes; Anguillidae.
AACAUUCUACGUUAUGUCGCUAAGGCCUUUCUUUCCGGGAAGUUGUAAGGUUGCAUUUCACAUUAAAUGUGACAGCACAACAAUGGCUUCUGCUGGGCAGCUUUCAGAAAACGAGCGGCCGCGACACCGGCCUUUCUUAAUAGGAGUGAGCGGGGGAACCGCAAGUGGAAAGUCCACUGUGUGUGCAAAAAUUAUGGAGCUGCUGGGGCAGAACAAAGUGGACCAUCGACAGAGGAAAGUCGUCAUUGUUAGUCAGGACAGCUUCUACAGGGUCCUGACUUCUGACCAGAAGGCCAAGGCACUCAAGGGCCAGUACAACUUUGACCAUCCAGAUGCUUUUGACAAUGAGUUGAUGUACCAAACUCUGAAGGACAUUGUGGAAGGGAAGGUGGUAGAGGUUCCCACCUAUGAUUUUGUCACUCAUUCCAGACUGCAGGAGCGGAUCACAGUAUACCCUGCUGAUGUGGUGCUUUUUGAGGGCAUCCUGGUCUUCUACACCCAGAAUGUCAGAGACAUGUUCCACAUGAAACUGUUCGUAGACACCGACUCUGAUGUGAGGCUCUCACGUAGAGUUCUGCGGGACAUGAAGAGAGGCCGAGACCUGGAACAGAUCCUCUCUCAGUACACCACGUUUGUCAAGCCUGCUUUUGAGGAAUUCUGUUUGCCGACCAAGAAAUAUGCAGAUGUUAUUAUACCUCGAGGGGUUGACAACAUGGUGGCCAUCAACCUGAUAGUGCAGCACAUCCAGGACAUCCUGAAUGGGGACAUCUGCAAAUGGCAGCGUGCCUCGGUCACUGGGCACGGCCGCGGGGUGAAGAGGGCCAUCUCCGAGCAAGGCGAUAUCCCCAACGGGGCCACCAACCCCGCAGGGAAGCGGGUCCUUAUGGAGCCCAGCAGCCGGCCCCACUGAAGCGCCUCGCUGGGGGACUCCUCGACCCUGACCCCUCCCACUGAUCGAGUCCUGGGCUGUAUCAAAUGCAGGGAAGGGGCACUGUGCUGGGAGAAAUGGGGGUGUGGAGAAAGCUGAAAGUAUAGCAUUCAAACUGGUGAAAACAGUAGUUCCAAAUCUUCCAAUCUUAUAGCCUCUUCAGAAGGAAUCUCUGCAUGGCCUUGACACCAGCCAACAGCAAGUGUGUGACAGAAAAAAAACAUUAAUUGAACAAUCUGAUUUGAAGAGCCACCAUAUUUAUAGCUGCAGUUACUGUACGGGAAAAAAAGACUACAGCGGGGGAUGUCAACAGAUAAUCAGACACCAUGAUGGAAAUGGAAAAACACGUAGUAAACAAUUGACAUGCACUAUAUCACCCUGAGACCCUCACCUCUGUCUCACUUCCAUCCUGUUCUUCCUGUCCUGUGCAGAGGUGACUGUAACUAUGGGUGUUCUGUGUUUGAUUAUGCAUCUUCAUGGAUGCGUGAGACUGCAAAUUGGAAGACUUGGCUUUAACAAAGGCAUAGAAGGAAUGUUCAGUGUUAAUUGCAGUGAGCUGUGUAUCACAGAUAGUACUGCACUUGACAAAUAUGCAGCUCACUGCAAACAUGCGUAACAGUGAAAAUUCCACUUCAGUUACUAUUGAAGCUAAACCUGACCAUCAGCUCAGCAACUCAAGAGUUGAAACGCACCAGGCUGUAUAUCUAUCUGUUUAGUAAAUAAAGCAUUGAGACUUCGUUUUCCACCUGACUCUUCAGAAGAUGGUGGUGAACACCUUCACAUUGAAUGUUCUGCUGUACAGCAGUUUUAACUGUUUUCAAAAAAGUUUAACGCGAUAGUGUUUUUUUAAAUUAAUCUUAUGAAUACAUUCAAAUGUUAAGGCAUGUUAUAUUGGUCUUUGCAAACAUUUUCCUGGCAUGGCUGUUAAGGAAAACAUUGAAAAGACCUCUAGAGCUGUUUUUUUUUUCCACCAGUUGAAUAACAUGGUCCUGAACAGAGCUAGGUGUAAUCCAAACUAGACAAGUUAUAAAGUCAUAUAGCAGUACUGUGGCCACGGCCUGAGGUUCAGAAAAACUGUUCAUGAAACAUGAUUUUGUGCAGAGCAGAACAGGCGACACAUGCUCUGCGCCUGGUGAGAAAUUCACUUCCUGUCUCAAGUUUUUGAGAACCUCAGAUUUCCUAAAAAUACAUGAAGCCUCAUACGUAACACGAGUUAUAAACCCAUUUCACAUUGUGCCCAUCCGAAGCCAAGAAUUAGAUUUUCUGUUCUAUUUCCAAUAUUCUGCCUCAACUGAAAAUGUGCUGAAUCAGUCUUGCUUUCCUAUGUAACAUCUCUAAAAUGUAUAUUUGAAUUUUCCAUGUGUAUUAAGCUUGCUCACAGUAAGGAAUAUAUAUAUAUGAAUGUUUGUAACUGCGUUUAACUUUUGUGAUUUUUCUCGUUUGGGUAUGUAAUUAAAUGAAUUCGUCUCAUGGGCUGAAUUCAUCACCUUGACUAUUGUAUUAAUUUUCAUUAAACUCUUAUAAUGGU